AUGCAUUUAGAGCCGAUUAAUGGGACUGGCACAGCAGUUCCCGGUGGUAUCGAGGAGCGACAACCGGAGGAGGAGGAGCAGCAGCAGCAUGAGGAAAACCUCGGCGAUGCGCCGAAGAAGCUGGCCAUUAUCGGCAUGGCCUGCCGACUUCCAGGCGAGGUGACGACACCAGACGAGUUGUGGGAACUCUGCUCGCGAGCUCGAAGCGCCUGGUCACCCAUGCCGAAGAGCCGAUUCAACGCCGAAGCCUUUUACCAUCCGAACCCCGAUCGACCCGGCUCGUUUAACCCUAAAGGAGCACACUUCCUACACGAAGACGUUGGUCUAUUCGAUGCGCCAUUCUUCAAUAUUACUCUCCAAGAGGCGCGCUCGAUGGACCCGCAACAUCGCAUCAUGUUGGAAUGUGUUUACGAAGCGUUCGAAAAUGCGGGUUUCUCGAAUCACUCGAUUACUGGCAAGGAUAUUGGUGUCUUUGCUGGUGCUUCGUUUCCGGAUUAUGAGGUAAACAACACAAAGGAUGCGGAUUCUAUUCCUAUGUACGACUCGACGGGAACUUCGGUUGCGUUGCAGUCGAAUCGCAUUUCUUACUACUUCAAUCUUCACGGUCCUAGUAUUACGGUUGAUACUGCUUGUUCGUCCAGUUUGUCGGCUUUACACCUGGCUGCGCAAAGUAUUCGGAAGGGAGAAUGUUCGAUGGCGGUUGUGGGGGGUUGUCAUCUUAAUCUUGUUCCUGAGAUGUUUAUUUCUAUGACGCGGUCAAGACUGCUCGCUGAUUCUGGUCGAUCAUAUGCAUUCGAUAAUAGAGGAACCGGGUUCGGUCGUGGAGAAGGAGCGGGAUGCAUAGUUUUAAAGGACCUUGAGGAUGCACAAGCCGCGGAAGACGCCAUCAGAGCCGUUAUUGUCAACACCGGCAUCAACCAGGAUGGUCGGACAAGAGGUAUCGCAAUGCCAAAUGGAGAGGCCCAAGAGGCAUUGAUUCGAGCCGUCUACAAGGAAGCGAAAGUCGACCCUGCCAACACUGGAUUCGUUGAGGCUCAUGGAACUGGUACCAAAGUUGGCGAUCCACUAGAGGCCAAGGCUCUGAAUGCUGUCUUUGGAAAAGGACGGACGCCGAAACAACCGUUACUUAUUGGUUCCAUAAAAUCGAACAUGGGCCAUCUGGAGGGAUCCAGCGGUAUUGUAGCGAUUAUCAAAACGGCUUUAAUGCUGGAACGCGGAUUUGUCUUGCCGAACUGCAAUUAUCAAAAGACGAAUGAGGAGAUUCCAAUGGAUCAGUGGAAUAUGAAGGUUCCGAAGAAAUUGCAGCCCUGGCCCCGGGGUAAAAACUACGCAAGCGUCAACAACUUCGGCUUUGGCGGGACCAAUGCCCAUAUUAUCAUGGAGCGUGCCCCUCGCCAUCAAGGUCAAGGAUCGCAGAACACGGAUCCUCUCAAACGGAAAGUGUUUGUUGCAUCUGGUAACGACAAGAAGGCGGCUCUGGAUACAAUCAAACAACUCGCAACAUACAUGGAUCUCAACCCGUUCAUCUUUAAUGACAGCCUAAUGGAUAAUUUGGCCUACACUCUUGGCCAACGACGGAGCUUCCACUCUUGGCGCGUGGCCGUGGCAUCUUCACACAAUUCGGACCUUAGCGCAUCCUGGGCAAAAAUCCCAGAGCCUGUUCGAUCAUCCCGUGAGCCAUCAAUCGGCUUCGUGUUCACUGGACAAGGCGCCCAAUGGCAUGGUAUGGGCAAAGAGCUUUUGAGCACAUAUCCCAUUUUCCGGAAGACGAUGCAGGAUGUGGAUACAUGCUUGAAAUCUCUUGGAUCAACUUUCUCCAUCAUCGACGAACUUCUGCUAGAGGACUCAACGGCGAGCAAGAUUUCCGCCGCUUACAUGAGCCAGCCCGCAUGUACAGCAGUUCAACUGGCUCUUGUAGAUCUUCUUUCGUCGUGGGGUAUACGUCCCAAGGCAGUUGUGGGUCAUUCCAGCGGCGAGAUUGCUGCUGCAUACGCUGCAGGUGUCUUGACUCUGGAAGAGUGUGUCCGCGUGGCAUACUGUCGAGGUGUGGCUGCCAACAUUGUCGCCAAUGAUGACAGCAUCCAUGGUGCCAUGUUGGCUGUCGGUGCUAAAGCUUCCGAUAUCCAGCAGAUCUUAGACGCCAUAAAAGGCAAGCGGGCUGUCAUUGCAUGUGAGAACAGUCAUACCAGUGUCACUCUUUCCGGUGACAAGGACGUCAUCUCAAAUCUACAAGUCGCCUUGGACAAGGAAGGGAUCUUUACUCGCAUGCUUCACGUUGACGUCGCUUAUCAUUCCCACCACAUGAAAAGUGUAUCCAAGCAGUACCAGUCGUUGCUCGGAAAAAUUGCCCCCCAGCCAUCUCGUGUUUCAUUCCAUUCGACCGUUUAUGGGAAACUUGUCCCGGGAAGUGUGCUUGAUGCUUCUUACUGGGUUGAGAACCUUGUCUCGCGAGUAGAAUUCGUCAAAGGAGUGGAGAGCCUGCUCAACACCGAGGAGCCCACAGGACAAAUCGAUACGCUGGUCGAAAUCGGUCCCCAUCCUGCAUUGCAAACACCUACGAAAGACAUUGUCCAUACCCACGCUCCCAACCGCAACAUGCAAUUUGAACAUACUCUGAACAGAAAGCUCGACGCCAUAGAAGCUGUCCAGGACCUCGCCAUGUCCCUCUUUAAUUCUGGCAUGAUGACCCUCAACUUUCAGGAGAUCAACUUUCCGAAUCUCAACACCUGUGAACGGAAGCCCGCUAUUUUGACCAAUCUCCCUAAGUACCCCUGGAACCACUCGGAAAGGUACUGGAUUAAUGCCAGGCUAUGCGAUAACCUGUACCGACCUCAAUUUGCCCGAAAUGAUAUUCUGGGAAAGCUUUCCAUCGAAAACAUUGAUUUCGAGCCUCGGUGGAGGAAUCUCAUUCGGGCAGACGAUCAUCCCUGGAUCAGACAACACCGCGUCCAUGACAGCAAUGUAUAUCCCAUGACUGGUUUCUUGGCCAUGGCCAUGGAAGCAAUCUCCCAGCAAGCACAAAUUCAUCAUCUGAAACCUGGAAAGAUUGAGCUUCGGGAUAUUUUCAUCAGUCGGGUCCUCGCAAUUCCUGACAACGCGACGGUAGAAACAAUGUUAAGUCUGCGCCCUGUGCGACCUGAUGCUCCGGGAAGAGCUGUUCUAGGCUGGCAUGAGUUCAAAGUCUUCUCCUGGGCUGAAGGUAGAGGCUGGGAUCAACAUGUCAGCGGAUUCGUCAUGGUGCAGGAAUCAAAAGAAGCCAAUCCCGUGAGCGGUUCCCGGGAAGAAAUGGAAAUAACUGGUACCAUGAAAAGGACGGUGCAGGAAAUCAACUCUUCCUGUGGUACGGCUGUGAAUACGGACACCCUGUAUGAAAAUAUUUCCAGCGGUGGUAUUCACUAUGGCCCUCUCUUCCAAGGUCUGAAGAAUAUUUCCGUCAACACAACGAAGGGAGCCGUCGCCACAAUUGAGGUCCCCAAUACCAAGGAGUGCAUGCCCCAUGAACACGAAACCGACUGCAUCAUCCACCCAGUCACUCUGGACCUUUGCACCCAGACAAUGUGGCUGCUACAGGGAUUUGGCGAGCCCGGUCCACAUGUGACAUAUGUUCCUUCACACGUGAAGCACGUCUCUGUAUCACUGGACUCCAAGAUUGGUCAUGGCGCUACGCUAAAUGUAUACGGCUCUCAGUUUGGCGUGGAGUCUGCCAGCAGGCCUCUGAACAACCGAAUUUUCGCCACGCACUCCGAUGACCCAUCCAAGAUCGCGGUGGAAAUCGAUGGCAUUACCUUGGUCCCUAUCUCGAAUGAUAUCAAAGGAUCGAAGGACAAUGCGCCAAACCAAAUCUGCUACAAGCUUCACUGGGAGCCCUGUUUCGAAUUUCUUUCAGAAGAUACCUACCGUCAACUCCCGCGACCUGAUGUCAGUGACGGUGGCAAGGGUACUCAGAGAAUGCACCAGCUUGACAGAGUCGCGGAGAAUUGGCUGCGACGCAUGCUGAGCGCUGUUCCCGAAGAGAAAGUCCCCUCUCUGCCACAUCACCAGCAAAGAUUUUAUCGCUGGGCACAGCAAACGUGCAGAGAGGCAGAAAUGGUGGAAGACUUACCAGCAGAAAUUAUUGAACAGACACGCAAUGCGAACGGCGCCGGUGAAUUCAACUGCAAAGUUGGCGAGCUACUCCCUCAGAUUCUGCGCGGCGAGGUUGAUGCACUUACUCUCAUGCUUGAGGAGGAUCUGCUCAGUAAAUACUACGAGGACUUGGAUGGCCUCCGCGAGGCGUACGCCAAUGCCUUGGUUUGUAUUGAUAAGAUCGCCCAUCAGAACUGCGACAUGAACAUCUUGGAAAUCGGUGCUGGAACGGGAGGAGCCACAAUGCCGAUUUUGAAGAGCCUGGGAGGUAACGAGCCUGGCUCAACCCCCCCCGGUUUGGCCACUACACUUAUACCGAUAUCUCCCCUGGAUUUUUCGAGAAGGCGAAAUCGAAGUUCGAGGAUUGGGGGCUUUGAGCUUGGAUCGUACGACAUGGUCAUCGCUUGCAAUGUUCUCCACGCCACACCGCAGAUUAACGAGACUAUGGCCAAUAUCCGCUCAUUGUUGAAACCCGGUGGUAAGAUCAUGUUGAUUGAAGAGACUGCAUCCAAACCCCGCCAUUUCCCCUUCGCUCUCUUGCCUGGGUGGUGGCUCGCCAGCGACGAGGUCCGUCCAGAUGGGCCCCUUCUGACUCGUGAAGGAUGGAACGAUGUCAUGAAAGCGAACGACUUUUCUGGGGUCGAUCUCUGCGUCGAAGAAUACCCGGGAGCCUCUUUCCAGUCUGGUUGCUUGAUCAUGUCAACCGCCAAUGGUCCCACAGCUGGGCCCACAAACCCUGGAGAUAUCGUCGUCGUGGGAGGUGAGAACAUUGGAAGCCUUUCCUUCUUGAGUCUUGAGGCCGGCCUGGCCGAUGCAACUGGCGUGAAGCCGACAAUCGUAUCUGAUCUCGAAUCGGUUGACGUGUCUGGAAAAUGGUGCAUUUUCCUCGGUGGCAUGGAUCAGUCAUUAUUGUCUCACCUUACACCCGAGAAGUUCCAAGAGUUCCAACGGCUGAUGAGUCGUGCUCGUGGUCUUUUAUGGAUUGUGCGCCAUACCAACCUGGAUCGUCAGUCCCUCGGAGCAAACAUGGUUGUUGGAUUGGCUCGCACCGUUCGGUCUGAAACUGGCAUGCCUUUCGCAACGCUCGACCUGGGAGAAAAGGAGAGCAUGUCGGAUGCCCAAGCCGUUCACCACAUGCUAGAUGUCUUCAAAGGAGUCUACUGUCACAAGUCGCAACUCAUGCAGAGUGACAUGGAAUUCGUUGUCCGUGAUGGUCAUAUUUGUGUUCCUCGUCUGAUCGACAACCAUCAGCUCAAUAUCAGCGUUCAACAAGAAACAGCCGAUGCACCGCCAGCACUGCAACCAUUCAAGCAAGCGGACCGUCCACUCCGUCUCACUGCUGGAGAUAGCAGGACUUUGGAUGAAAUGUACUUUACCGAUGAUGAUGCACGUAACGAUCCACUUCCCGCAGAUUACGUUGAGAUCAGAGUCACUUGCACAGGUCUCAACUUCCGCGAUGUUCUUAUGGCUAUGGGCCAGCUUCGUGGAGACAAACUAGGUCAAGAGUGCAGUGGUGUCGUCUCAAAGGUUGGUUCGGCAGUGACCAAUUUCGCCACGGGCGAUCGAGUCUGUGCCAUGUCCCCGGGCUCCCUCUCGACAUACACACGUUGUGCAGCAUCGUGCGCAUGGGUCAUCCCUGACGAUAUGUCGUUUGAAAUCGCAGCAUCAAUUCCAGCCGUCUUCUGCACAGCAUACUAUUCUCUUGUUGAUUUGGGUCGUCUGGUGCAAGAUGAGACUGUUCUCAUCCAUGCAGCAGCCGGUGGUGUUGGUCAAGCCGCAAUUAUCAUUUCUCAAAGCAUCGGUGCCAAAAUUUAUGCAACAGUCGGAAGUAUAGAAAAGAAGAAAUUCCUGAUGGACACCUACAAUCUCAAGGACGAGCAGAUCUUUUUCAGUCGUGAUACAUCAUUUGCUGAAGGCAUUCGCCGGGCCACUGGCGGAGAAGGUGUGGACGUUGCCCUGAACUCGUUGAGUGGCGAUGCCCUACAGGCUACAUUCGAGUGUAUCGCGCCAUUUGGACGAUUCAUUGAGCUCGGUAAGCGAGAUAUCACGACUAACUCCCGGCUUGAGAUGUCCCACUUCAAUGAAAACGUUUCGUUUGCAUCGGUAGACUUGGGCAUCGUGAGAGAAAAGCGACCCAAGCUUCUGAAGCGACUCUUCCGUAAUUCCUUCCAGAUUUUCGCCGACUCCAGAGCUCAGUCGCGCUGGCCUAUUACUACACUCCCGAUAUCUGACGUGGAAGCUGGCUUCCGUGCUCUGCAAGGCGGACAAGUUAUUGGCAAGAUGGUUGUCUCGAUCACGAAUGAUUCUAAGGUCCAGGUAUACCCGGCACGGAAAGAAGAAAAGCUUCUACGACCAGACGCUACCUACAUCGUUGUGGGCGGAACUAGUGGAAUCGGCCUUGAUAUUGCCAGUUGGAUGCCACAAAAGGGUGCUCGCCAUAUUGUACUAGUAUCCCGAAGCGGUGCGGCCACUGAGAUGGCUCAGAACACGAUCCACGAUCUGGAGCAACAAGGCGUGACUGUCGACGUAUGUCGCUGUGACAUUUCCAGCCAGCAAAGCGUUAAAGACAACUUGUCUCCACUCCUCGCCGACCUACCUCCUACUCGAGGUGUUGUAUACGGUGCGAUGGUUCUUCGAGACAUGCUUUUCGAAAAGCAAAGUUUCGACGACUACGAGACAGUCAUGAGACCUCGAGUCCAUGGAAUUUGGAACUUGCAAAAUACCCUGCAGAACCUGGAGAAGGGCAACCUCGACUUCUUUGUUACACUAUCCUCAGCAGCUAGUUUUGUCGGAAAUAUGGGCCAGGCAGCAUACGCAGCCAGUGGAACAUUCAUGGCUGCGCUCGCUCAAUACUCGCAGGUCUCAAAUAUUCCCUGCACAACAAUCGACCUCCCUGUUGUUCGUGGUAUUGGAUAUCUCUCAGAUGACAAGAAACGCGAACAGAUUUCCUCUCAACUGGGAACAGAGUCUGUUUGUGCAGCCGAGAUCCGCGGCCUUGUCGCCGCUGCCAUUCGAAAGGAAAUGCUUGAUACCUGCGCAGGCCACUGCGUAGUAGGAUUCGAUGGUGUCAAGAAAUAUCCUGCUAGCGAGCAACCAUUCUGGGUCAACGAUACCAAGCUAUCGCACUUACUACGAGUAUCAACUCUCGCAAGCGCAGGGGACUUGGUCGAUUCCGUGCAGUCCAACACCGAGAUAUCACCUGCAUCCGCAAUUCGCCAAUCUCGCGGCCGUGAGAGUGCUGAAGCCGCCACAGUCAACGCUCUUUCCCAGAAAAUCUCAAGCAUUCUCAUGCGUCCCAUGGAGGAUAUGGAUCCUUCAGCACCCAUUUCAGUUUACGGUCUUGAUUCAUUGGUUGCGAUUGAAAUUAGAAACUGGAUCACCCGAGAGCUGGAGGCCAAUCUUCAGAUUCUCGAGAUUCUGACAAGUGAUUCCUUACAUGCGCUUGCGGAACAUAUUUUGAGAAAGUCGGUCGAAGGGCUCGUCAACAAACCAGGUGUUGUGUUGCGAAUCGUAUACAAUGGGAUAGCUCGACUUCUGGCCGCAGAGUCUGUCGAUUUGAGAUUGGUUGCUGGAGCUAAUGGUGAACCAGUAGAGAUUGGUAUCGUGGCUGAUCGGCUCGCACUUGUAGAAGAAGCCAAUGAGGCCCUCGCCGAAGACAUCACUGCGGAAGUCAACCGAAAGCUUCUUGUUCAGGUUGAUAUUGUCGCAGUCCUCCUUCAGACCCUGGACGCUGGCGACGUUCGCUUCUUUGGUGGUAAAUCCCUUGGCAGUGUGGGUUCCAUUGGCGGACCAGGUGAACAUGGGAAGCUGGACUGUCUCGGCAAUCUGGGUGAGCAGGAGACUUUUCGCGGUUCCCAUGGCGGAGCAUUCAGUUGCGGCAGCAAGGAGGCCGACUGCCCCAAGCAGCAUUCCGCGCGGGGAAAAGAAGGUAGAUCGCAUUUUGUUAAGUUGGGAGGAGUAAAGACGUUGGAAAGGUGGAAGAUUUAG
Messenger RNA from Penicillium waksmanii, 8112 nucleotides. Its product is annotated as type I polyketide synthase. The transcript is spliced from 8 exons. NCBI's taxonomy places the organism in Eukaryota, Fungi, Ascomycota, Eurotiomycetes, Eurotiales, Aspergillaceae. Gene Ontology annotation, molecular function: fatty acid synthase activity; 3-oxoacyl-[acyl-carrier-protein] synthase activity; phosphopantetheine binding. Bases 1 to 8112 code for a protein of 2703 amino acids. The record is from RefSeq and is a predicted model, not a curated record. Gene Ontology annotation, biological process: secondary metabolite biosynthetic process; fatty acid biosynthetic process.